Molecule: messenger RNA, 516 nt
Organism: Schistosoma turkestanicum
Lineage: Eukaryota; Metazoa; Platyhelminthes; Trematoda; Strigeidida; Schistosomatidae
Source: the annotation of a GenBank genome assembly
AUGGAUUGUCAAAAUUUAACAUCAAAAAUUAAUUUUAAAUAUAUGAAUUUAUCGAAUUUCUAUGAUAAUCAUAUUAGAAAUAAAUCUUCAGUUAACUUUGAAGAAGCUAGUGAAAAACACCGUAAUGAUUGUACUACUGAUAAACAAGAAAAUAAAUUGGAAUAUUCCUUAGAAUUAUUAGAUGUAAAUUAUCCAAAUGAAUUUUUGCAAGAAAUUCGUCAUUUAUGCCAAUUGACAUCAUCAUCAUCAUCAUCUUUGUCAUCUUUGUCAUCAUUGAAAGGAAUAUCAUCAGAAAUUACCACAUCAUCACCAUUUGCAAGUGCACAAAUAAUUUGUCAAUGUAAUAUUUUACAAAACAUGAUUGAUACUCGUCUACGUGAAAUUCACUCUCGUCUUGUAUACAAUGAUGAUCAACUUACUUUAAUGAUGAUUGAACAAAUAAUGUUUGAUUUAUUUGAGAUUCAAUUGCCUAAUCAAAAGGUAAGUAGUAAAUUAAUCAUUUGUGAUGAAUCAUGA